Diaporthe citri is the source of this 1317-nucleotide messenger RNA. RefSeq lists its product as uncharacterized. Bases 1 to 1317 code for a protein of 438 amino acids. Lineage: Eukaryota; Fungi; Ascomycota; Sordariomycetes; Diaporthales; Diaporthaceae. The transcript has a single exon. Gene Ontology annotation, biological process: regulation of DNA-templated transcription. Gene Ontology annotation, molecular function: DNA-binding transcription factor activity, RNA polymerase II-specific; zinc ion binding. The record is from RefSeq and is a predicted model, not a curated record.
AUGGGCCCGAUCGAUAUGACGGUUGAAAGCAAAGCCUGCUGUGCGUGCGCCCGCGCCAAGCGAAAAUGCGAGCGGCAGAUCCCAGCCUGCAGCCGGUGUCAGGCCAGGGGCAUGCGCUGCGAAUAUCCGUCGGCCUCUUACGAGCCAUUCGACCAGCCUCAGGUCCGCCAUCACCAGGUCGCCGUCUCGGAGGAACCAUUAUCCCACCUUCUAUUUGGCCUUUCCGAAGACAUGAUGUCUGUUGAUGACUUUACGUCCCGUGGCUUAGAUACCAUCGUUGGGAACCCCGGCAGCAUUGAGCCGAACCCAAAACCACAAUCUCCUCCAUUGCCAUGGUAUCUGGAAAAGGAUUCAUGGGAUAUUGACCACCUGACAUCACAUAGCACUCCACCUUUCUGUAGUGUUGUUCUGAAUAGCUACACCGACAACAUCAAAGAAUGGCUAACAUGCUGGGUCGAAACCGGAGCCUGUCCAUUUAUCCAUCUUCGGACUUAUAACCACCAUAUCCCACGAUGUGUUCAAGAUGCAUACACAGCAUUGACAACCUACCAAAAUAUGAAAGAAUCGAACAGGUCAAUCGUCAUGACUCUUCUCGAACAGAGGAUUAAACAGCUGUUGGCUGACCAGCCACAUCUGCCACCAGGGGCCAGCAGCGACGAGGACGCAGGGGCGGCGGCACUCAACACCUUCGAGCACCUGGCCCGCGUCCACGCCCUCCUCAUAUACCAGAUUAUCUGCCUGUACGACGGAGACAUUCGCCUCCGACACGUCGCGGAGACACAAAUACCAACGCUGAACUUAUGGCUGCGGCAGCUCAUCUCGUCCGCCCAGCACACAUCCGCCCAGGGGCCGGAGUCCUUCAUCUCCCCCCUGGUCACGCCGCCAGACCAGCAGGACCCGCUCAUGCAGGUGCGGAUAGGCGGGCACGACGGCAACAUGGAGACAGUGGCCAUGGGGGGGUCCUUCCUCUCCCGGGAGGACGUGGACUGGUACGCGUGGCUGUUCGCCGAGACCAUCCGCCGGACGUGGCUCGUCGCGUCCAGCGUGCAGACCAUAUACCUGACGCUGCAGGUCCUCUGGGCGCCGUGCCCCGGUGGCUUGCCUUUUACGACCCGCAAGGGUGCCUUCGAGGCGAUGUCGUCGUUUGCCUGGGCGGCGUGCUGCGAGGGCCACAAGCAGGGGAUAGACUUCGCCCGGAGGCAUAAGCAUCGGCUGUUUGAAGAAUGUAGACCGGAGCAUAUAGAUGAGUUCACGGUGCGCUUGUUGGAAAUUAGUUAUGGCCUUGAGAGGAUAGAGCGGUGGAGGUACGGGAAAUGA